CAACAAAAAAAAUUGAAGAUUAUUUGUUACAAAAUGUGAAAUUUAAGGGUUCAGCCCAAAUAAUUAUAAUUAUCUUCCAAGAUAUUAGGAUAGCAUGACAAACUUAACGUACGCCAUAUAAUUAGCUAAGCGCGAGAGCACUACUGUACCGUACCAAACUCCAUUGUACUCUAAUGGAGGAAACCCCUCAACUCACUUAAUCCCUUUUCUUUAGCUAACUUUCUCAUCAACUGAACAACAUCAUCUCCAUCAUCAACAAUGGCAUCAUCACUUGUAUCUCUAUCACUUUCACUCCCCUCCUCCUCAUCUCUUUCUCACACCAGACUCAACAACACUACAAUAAGGUGCUCAUCUUCGAAUUCCAACCUAAGCGAGAAUCAACAACAACAAGUGAAUUUGCAGGCGAUGAAUCCUCCGCCGCCGCCGCCGCCGAGGCCUCGCCGGAUAAUCCUAGUUCGCCAUGGAGAGAGCGAAGGGAACCUCGACGAGAGCGUUUAUACAAGAAUCGCAGACCCCAAAAUCUCGCUAACAAAGAAAGGAAUUGCUCAAGCUGAGGAGUCUGGGAUUGAAAUUAGGAAAAUGAUCGAGAGAGACGGAAUCCCUAAUUGGAAGGUUUACUUCUACGUUUCGCCUUACAGAAGAACCCGCCAAACUCUCCGUGGGUUGGGUCGAGCUUUCGAUCGAUCCAGAAUAGCUGGGUUUAGGGAAGAGCCUCGUCUUCGAGAACAAGAUUUCGGGAAUUUUCAGGAUAGAGAGAAGAUGAGGCACGAGAAGACACUCCGUACACUAUAUGGCCGAUUCUUCUUUCGAUUCCCUAAUGGAGAAUCAGCUGCUGAUGUUUAUGAUAGGAUUACUGGGUUUAGAGAAACGUUGAAAUCAGAUAUUGAUGUAGGGAGAUUUCAGCCACCAGGGGAAAGAAACACAGGAAUGAAUUUGGUGAUAGUUUCACAUGGUUUGACUCUUAGGGUUUUUCUAAUGAGAUGGUACAAAUGGACUGUAGAACAAUUCGAAGGCUUAAAUAACUUUGGCAAUGGCAAGAUGAUAGUUAUGGAAAAAGGUUAUGGUGGAAGGUAUAGUUUGUUGGUUCAUCACAGUGAAGAAGAGCUAAGAAAGUUUGGAUUGACAGAUGAUAUGCUUACCGAUCAAGACUGGCAAAAGUACGCAAAACCUGGACAGCUGAACUAUGACUGCCCAACUUUGAGUGCCUUCUUUCCUCACUUAGAUGAAGAGUGUGCUACUGUACCAUAAUUGUAAUUAUUAUAGCUGUAAUGACAUAUAGUCGUGUAGUACUAAGAGCACUCCCAAGUCCCAACUCCAAUAGCUUCUCUACUUUAUUUUUUAAAAUAAAUCACUAAAUUUUAAAUUUUUUAUUUUACAUUUAUUGCCCACCA
This is a messenger RNA of Cannabis sativa, 1391 nucleotides long. RefSeq names its product phosphoglycerate mutase-like protein AT74H. The record is from RefSeq and is a predicted model, not a curated record. Lineage: Eukaryota; Viridiplantae; Streptophyta; Magnoliopsida; Rosales; Cannabaceae. Bases 259 to 1248 code for a protein of 329 amino acids. Gene Ontology annotation, molecular function: phosphatase activity. The transcript is spliced from 5 exons.